GCCGAGCAAGGAGAAAAACAUAAGCGGAGACAAAACAAGAAAAGUUAAGGAAAAAACAUAAAAUAUUGACACAAAAUACUGCAUAAUCAUAAGCAUCUGAAACCGAAAUGAAAUUGUUUAAAGUACUAUUGGUCUUCCUAAUGUCGUUUGUUGUGAUAGUUUGUGCAUCAGACGAAAAAGAAGAUGAAGAAAUAUUGUCUGGAAUUAAAGAUGAUUGGAUUGAUCCACACAACAUGGUGGACGAUACACGGGUAGGAUCACAGGGCAGAUGGGAUAAGAAUGGUGUGGGAAACCACGAGUGGUUGGAUUUUAUGGGUGCCUGUAGAGAAAAGGAUUCUGAGACUGCGCUGAGAAGUGCUUUUUCAAAUAUUCAAGAUGAACUUCGAAGCUGCAAGAAGAAGCUAGAAGCUUCAUCAAGCUCCUCUUCCAAACAAGCUGAAGACAUACCCAUUGAGACUGCAUCCUGUGAUACACCGUACUUCAAACAACUUGUGCGAGUCAUACAUGAAGCCACUAGUAACUUAAAACCAUUCACUGAGAUUAAUCUGAGUGCAGAACAGCGUGAGAUAUUUAAAAAGUUUUUGAAUGAUGAAGCCAACAUUCAUGACGUGAAUACAAUUUUGUUAAACAGUAUCACUAACAGAACAAUGUCAGACUCAUUUAUAGACAAAUCUAAGGUUUUCUUUCAGUCAGUCCUAAAUACUGAAGCCCUCAUAUUUGUGAUAUUCCUUACAGUAUUGGUUAUGUUAUUCAUCAUUUUUCAAAUCAAAACAAGGUUAACAGCUUUGCAACAGCUCUCUUUCCUCCUGAUUAUGUUGUUCAUUAUCAGUAUUCCUUGGGAAUGGUGCAGGCUGUACAAGAAAGAAUUUGCCAAGAAACAGGGUAUCAUGAUGGAAACACUGCAGAAACACUGCAAGACAGACCAUGAGUUGGGUCCGAUUGAAUCUCUAAACUUGUUGUGGAAAAGUUCUUUUUCCACAGAUGAUAGUUCUUGUGCAAAAUACCAAGAAGCCUUGUUAGUGGAUGCUGUUUGGGAAGUUGCACCAUCCAUGGCUGUUUCAGUUACUAUCACUAGGUUUUUUGUUCAGCCUUUAGAGCACAUAGCAGAUGCAGUCGGCAAAAGCUUCAGAGCCUUGUUCCAACAUCUUCCCUUGCAGUGGCAGCCUCUUAUGUUUUUGGCAUGUUUAGUCAUCACUAUUCUUUUACUCAUCUGUGUAAGGGGUUUUCAUGUCAGCUCACCUUUUCUUCGCUUUGGAGUUGGAGGACAACCUGCAUUAAACAAUGAGCACCUAUUAAGGAUUGAGCAUCAAAUGCAGCAGAUGGCGGAAAAUAAAAAUGUACCUGCAAUCGAGAAUGUCAGAAAUGGUGACCAGGCAAUAAUCCAAGCGAUUCUUGAUAUCACAAGAGCAAUGAAUGAAAGGUCCCAGCAGCAUGAUACAUUGUUAAGAGAGAUCAGAAACAAAGUGCAAGACAUAAGACGUCACUGCCGUCAGGAAGAGGCUGUAGAGCAUCCAGAUUGGGAAUUAGUUGAGAACAAUCGUGCUCCAAUCCCAGUUUCAGAUCAGCAUGCAACAGAAAAUGGACCUGCUGUUUGAUUUCUGGCGGAGGUCAAAAAUUUUAUAAAAUUUGUUAAGUUAACAAACUGUACCCUCGACCUAGAAGAGGGGGUUUGGAGUGUCCAAGCAGUGUCCAGCUCAAAGAACACAGUAUUCUUAGUACUUUCUCCAAGAAAUGCCCUGAAAUUACAGACAGUUAGGGAAAAGGAAAGGUAUAUAUGUGGGAUGAUUCAGAUCUUUUCUGGAACUCUUCAUCGUAAAGUAAUGAAGUCAUUACCUGUUACUGCUGAAGACGUUUGUACCAUUGUAAAUAUGUAGUUUGUGCCACAGUGGAGUGCUAAAAGAUAGGAUAAAGUGUACAUAAACAUGGUACCAGUGUCAUGAUGUAGUUUAAAAUUUUAUCUUUACCCCAUGACGAUGAGAAAUCUGAUCAUUUUAGUACUGCAUGAAAGCACUGGACAGAUGGUUGCAGAAAAUGUAUAUAUUGGCAAAUAUGGACAAACUGAAAGGAAAAUACAUACACCAUUGUUUAAAUUGUCUAUAGUCCGGGCUAUAGAUCCCUUGCAUGUGACGUCAUAGCAGCUCAAUCUGGGGAACAAAGAAUUCCAAUCUCCUGAGAAUUGGAACCUAUUGUUUUGUCCCCCUCCCCCCCUUGACUGAGCUGCAUUCCGACGUGCUGCAAGGGGUCUAUUACUAUCUUGUAGACCUAAAUGUAUUGUCAGUUGCAUAGCAAAAUUCGAGGAAGAGAAGUUCUUACUAAAAUCACAGAACCCUAUCAACAAAAGUCAAUGAAAGGAACUUUUAAUUAUACUGAAAAUAUAAAAAAUAUAUAAAUUUUCUAUCAAAAUUUUAUGUCAAAAGUAAAAAAAACAAUAAAUUAUUGAAUGGAGUAUUAGGAUGGAGUGCAGACCCCUACCCACACACCCUCUGGUAGGGUAACCAACCAGAGAAUUAGAGUUACUUUUCAGCUGGAUUUCAAUCAGCUAAAUUAAAGUCUUUGAAUCUCA
Actinia tenebrosa (Australian red waratah sea anemone) is the source of this 2563-nucleotide messenger RNA. RefSeq lists its product as uncharacterized. Lineage: Eukaryota; Metazoa; Cnidaria; Anthozoa; Actiniaria; Actiniidae. Gene Ontology annotation, cellular component: membrane; endoplasmic reticulum. Gene Ontology annotation, molecular function: chloride channel activity. The record is from RefSeq and is a predicted model, not a curated record.